AUGUAUAAUCCUAGAAAAUAUCGAAUAUCAGUCACUUCAGUCGUACGAAAUUACACAAAUAAAACGUCAAUAAUAAUAACAACAACAGCAGCAACUACUAUAGCAUCGUCGAUCUCCACCAUAGACUUUUUGUAUACCACUGAUGAUAAUGUUGGUAAUAGUACGAAAGAAGCAUUUGUCACAUUUUCAAACAAUAAUCCCACUUAUUUAGCUCUUUUGAAUGUUAUGCUUGACUCUGUACAUCUCUUCUCUACACGACCGAUUAUUGCGUUUGGAAUUGAUGUUGAUUUAAUGGUUAAUUUAACAAAACAUCCACGUGUAAUCAAGCGUCGAAUAUCACAAAGUAAUUGUGGACCGUCAGUUUAUUUUUGUAAAAUUUUGGCCAUUGUCGAGAGUAAAGCUGACUACGGUGUUCUACUUGAAACAGAUGAUAUCGUCAAUUAUAAUGUUGACGCAUUAUUCGAUGUUUUACAUAAAUGGCCUUACGAUCUCCCUCUUUCGCCGAGACAUCCGGAUGAUCCUCAGAAUCAACAACCUUUCAUGAAACAAUUUGGCGUAGAAAAGAAGACUACACCCUACAUUCAUGCACAUAUUGCAUGGACCUUCAGAGCCUACCCAUUUUUACAUAAUGUUCAAAAACUGGUCAGAGAGGGACAUUUUGCUGGUGCCAAUUUUGACGAGACAGCCAUCAAUGUCAUGCUGUGGAAAGCGAAAGCGAAUCAUACAUUAUGUAAACUUGAUCCGUAUGUCUCGUACAUUACUGAAUAUGAAAAUCCAAAUGAAAACUGUACGAAAUAUUGUAAUACGGCAUUUAUUCUACUGCAUGGUUCGAAAGAUCCUGGAUUUUCAGCUCACGUGCUGAAACGUUUACAAGAAAGAGUUGGGCGCGCAGCAAUUCAAACGAAAUAUGGUCUGAGACACAUGAAUGAAAUAAAUGUCACGUGCUGCUAUGAUGAUAGUAAACCAUCAACAAUACAUCCUCUACUUUGUCUGCAUGAAAGUCAGUAA
Molecule: messenger RNA, 1008 nt
Organism: Didymodactylos carnosus
Lineage: Eukaryota; Metazoa; Rotifera; Eurotatoria; Philodinida; Philodinidae
Source: the annotation of a GenBank genome assembly